Messenger RNA from Coregonus clupeaformis (lake whitefish), 5343 nucleotides. Its product is annotated as long-chain-fatty-acid--CoA ligase 4-like. Gene Ontology annotation, biological process: long-chain fatty acid metabolic process; long-chain fatty-acyl-CoA metabolic process; neuron differentiation. Lineage: Eukaryota; Metazoa; Chordata; Actinopteri; Salmoniformes; Salmonidae. Gene Ontology annotation, cellular component: endoplasmic reticulum; lipid droplet; plasma membrane. Gene Ontology annotation, molecular function: arachidonate-CoA ligase activity. The record is from RefSeq and is a predicted model, not a curated record.
CUCAAGUAGUAUUUUUCUGGGUGACUUUCACUUUUACUAUUAUGGUAUCUUAUGACAAUUGGGUACUUUUUGGGGGGAAAUGUUUCACCUAAAACAGCCGGAAAUAAUUCACUAUUACUGAUCUGAAAGCCAGAGAGCACAUCAUGAAAAAUAAUCAUGUGGCUUCGAUAAAAAUGGCUUUGUCUCUCCUUAUUUCUUGGAAUACAUUAAACUAAAUCUGUCACAUUUUCCUCUUGUCAGUCUGUGUAAUUUGUAUCACAAUGAGCAACCAGCUGUGUUUGUAGAUGUGGGCUCUGGAAACAUGACGCAAAAGAGUUAGUCAGUCAGCCUCUGAUUGGACUGGCAGGGAUAGGGCUCUGAGUACGUUGGGAUGACGACUGUAGAGAGGAACCUCAUCAUUUCCUGUCCAAUACACUCUCCUAUUGGAUUAGAGCAGUUGUGGGUUGUAGCAGGAGAAUGUAUGUUAGCUCUCGGUGAGUGCAGCUGAGUUAACCAAAGAGCUGAGACUGGGGGUGAAGAAUAAACAUAUUGUGUACAAUAAACAUAAUCUGGACUAGGCUCAGGGAAAGAGGAAGAAGUGUGUUUCGUUAGCGUGCCUUAGAACAGUAGGUAAGGUAACCAAUUUCUUCUCUUGUUCAUUCUCCAGAAAGGUUUGCACUGUUUUGUUCUGCUCUUCACGGGUGUGUUUUUCAGAAGUGUGUGCAUGUGGUCUUUCCUCUGCCAAAUGCUUGAUGCUCUCCCACAAUUCUGAUUCUGUUUCAUGGGCUGAUAUACCUGAUACCUGCCUGAUAACUAAUAUUUGAAAGUGGUAGGAAGAUUUUUUUCAGGAAUCAUAUAAAAUGUAGAAAUAUAAUAUAUUUAGAAUGUCGUUUAAAAAAAAAUAUUGAUUGAAGGAGGAAUUUCUCCUGGCUGAUUCCUUUUGGGGUUGUGAUGCCUGGGCUUUGUUGUGCCUAUGUAGUAAAUGGAAUUAGGAAGAUCAGUGGCACAUGAGCACUAUAAGCCACUCACAGGCAGCAUCCUGUGUACUAAAGCACUUGAGCCUUCAUUAGUACAUCAACAGGGACUGUCUGGAGGGAUGUCAAGUGACACAAGCAUUUCAUCAUCAGGGCAACAUAGUAGAUCAUGAUGCAAGCAUUACAACGUGUAUAAUUUUACGUUUUGAUCCUGUCGAGCCAUGCUCAGCUGCUAGUUACAGUAGCAGCAGUAAGAUCAAUUCGAUAACCUUUUCAAUGGAAUGUAGGUCUGAUGGCGCUGUGUUCCCCUUACCUCUGAUGUCAAGUUGCCCUCCAUUAGGCUACAUUGUGGCUCUCAUUGUAUUAUACGUGGUUUGAUAUGGUUUGGUCGACAUUUUUUACUGAAUAGUGGAUAUAAAGAAAGAAGAUGGACUUGAGGAUAGGGCUCAACUCUUAAAAUUGUUGUUUAGGCUUGGAUAAAGUCCAGAAUAACUUUCUGUGCCCCUUUUACACUUUCUAGUGUGCUGGUAUUGCUCUUGCCAGUUGCCAUCUUAGAAUCUUAUGCAGUGAAAUAAUGUGUUCUUUGGCUUACUUGGAACUUGCUUUCAAUAUACUUGUAUUUCCUUUAUUUUGGCAGUUACCAUUAUGUCCAAAGGGUUGCCAAGUGGCACCAGAAAUUCGGCAAAAGUAAGAAAGUAAAAGCCAAGUAAGAAAGUAAAUGAAUGUGUUACUGAUACUACUUAAAUGUUUAAAAUAUUUUACUAGUAAAAGGUUAAGUAAGGUUUCAUGUAGGCUAUGCGGUCUCUGCCAUUUAACCUAGCCUAACCUCUUUGGCUUCAUAACCACUCUGCUGAGCUCUGUUGUCUUUGUAUUUCAGUCUCUUCAUUUAGGACUAUAUCAUUCUCAAGGGGUAUUUUCCUAAGGUAGGCCUAGCGGUAACCUAGCAGUUAGAGCGUUGUGCCAGUAACCGAAUGGUUGCUAGUUCAAAUCCCUGGGCCGACAAGGUGAACAAAUCUGUCUGUGCCCUUGAGCAAGGCACUUAUACCUAAUUGCUCCAGGGUCGCCGUUGAUAAUGGCAUACCCUGGCAGUGACCCCAAUCUCUCAGGGAGAGUUGGGAUAUGCAAAAACACAUUUCCAAUUCACACAUGCGUAUAAUACACACUUUUAGGUGUGAAAUAGGACAAAUAUAAGCACCUUCCAAAUUGUUAUUAAUAUUAUUAUUUAUUUAUUAUCAACUAGUGUUGCUCAUUCUGAUAAUUCUACCUUAUAAUUGUUUCUCCGUCUUAACAAAGGCACCAUCAAUUGGCAUGAAUAAAUACAGGUGCGCUUUCAGCUUUUUAAAACACUGACCUAACAUUCUUCCAGUGCUGGGAAAUGAUUGUACACUGCAAGCAUCAAUUAUAGAUAAGAUAAAAGAUUGUCAAAUCUGAAGUGACAUUGACCAGACAUGGGCCUAGAUGUUUGUGUACAGCUACAUCAGCUAGUGCAGUGCUCCAGUGAAACUCAGCUAUUAUGUCCAGCAAUAUAAAAAAAUAUAAUUAUAUAUAAACGCACCUAGGUUUGGUGCAUUGGAAUGUAUGCUUUGACAUGAAACGCAUUCAAAAAGCCUCUUUGAAAACAAAUAAAGUCAUUCAAUGUGGCUAGUCUAUAAAUUAGAUUUUGCAUUAUGCACAGUGCAUACUUGUGGCUACUGGCUAGCUCCUAGCUAUAGUUCUUCAGUAUUACUAACAUGCUUAUCUCUCUGUCUGUCUGUCUGUCUGUCUGUCUGUCUGUCUGUCUUUUAUCAAUUUAUUUUCUUCUUCCCCAUAUGCUGAACAAUUCUCAACCAAUCACCCUGCUGUCUAUAGAGCUAGCAUCACAGAUCUCUUGUGUCAAGCCUUUCCAUUGAAUUGUCUUGGUGCAUGUGCUGCUACCUGUCCAAUCUGUAAUUACCGCCACCUGCCUUGGCAAUCUUUCCACAACUGAGAGCUGAACUGUCUGAACUCUCCCUGAAACAGACGCUUCUCCCUCAAGUCUCUCUUUCUCUCCACCUCUGCCUCAUCUUCAACCAUGACGUUCAAAGUAGACAUGCAUUACGUAGUCUUCUUGCCUGUGUACCUAUUGAUGUGGCUGUACACGCUCAUCACAUUUAUCCCAUGGUAUUUCCUCACUGAUGCUGGGAAGAAGAAAACCAUGGCCAAGAGAGAGAAAGCCAAGUCCACCACAGGCAAAGCUGAGGGCCCCUAUCGUUGUGUGGAGAACUUUGACAACCUGGCACGGGAGGACUUUGAGGGAAAGGACACUCUAGACAAGCUGUUUGAGCAUGCAGUGCAGCACUUCGGCAACGCAGACUGCCUGGGCACCAGGGAGGUCCUAAAUGAGGAGAACGAGAUGCAACCCAGCGGCAAGAUCUUUAAGAAGCUGAUCCUGGGGGAGUACAGGUGGCUGUCCUAUGACGAGGUGGACCAGAUCAUCAGCCAUCUCGGUAGUGGACUGGCAGCACUGGGCCAGCAGCCCAAGAGUACCAUUGCCAUCUUCUGUGAGACACGGGCAGAGUGGAUGAUCACUGCACAGGCCUGCUUCAGACGCAACUUUCCAUUGGUCACUCUGUAUGCCACCCUGGGGGAGGAGGCAGUGGCCUAUGGGCUGAAUGAGUGUGGGGCCACUCACCUGAUCACCAGCGCAGAGCUACUGGAGACUAAACUCAAGAAUGUUUUGCCAGAAAUGCGCAACCUGAAGCACGUUAUAUAUGUGGACAACAAGAGCAUCAGCAGGACGGGCUACCCUGAGGGCAUUCAGAUCUACAGCAUGCAGGCAGUACAGGAGUUGGGAGCCAAACCUGACAACUUGAGUGUAGCGGUGCAGCGGCCAGCCACAGACCUGGCCGUGGUCAUGUACACCAGCGGCUCAACUGGACGACCCAAAGGAGUCAUGAUCAUCCACAGCAACCUGAUCGCUGGCAUGACGGGCCAGUGUGAGAGGAUCCCAGGACUGGGGCCAAACGAUACCUACAUUGGCUACCUGCCUCUAGCUCAUGUGCUGGAAAUGACUGCUGAGAUCUCAUGUAUGACGUAUGGCUGCAGGAUUGGCUACUCUUCCCCACAAACACUCUCUGACCAGUCAACAAAAAUCAAGAAGGGCAGUAAAGGAGACUGCUCUGUGUUGAGGCCUACUCUGAUGGCAGCUGUACCGGAAAUAAUGGACCGCAUCUACAAGAAUGUGAUGAACAAGGUGCAGGAGAUGAACUAUGUGCAGAGGACACUCUUUAAACUGGGCUACAACUACAAAUUGGAACAGAUCAAAUUGGGCUACGAUGCCCCACUCUGCAACAUGCUGCUGUUUAAGAAGGUGAAGGCUCUGCUGGGAGGGAACAUCAGGAUGAUGCUGUCAGGAGGAGCGCCCCUGUCCUCCGCCACCCAGCGCUUCAUGAAUAUCUGCUUCUGCUGCCCCGUGGGACAGGGCUAUGGCCUCACAGAGACCUGCGGAGCGGGUACCAUCACAGAGGUGGCAGACUACAGCACUGGGAGAGUAGGAGCCCCCCUCAUCUGCUGUGAGGUCAAACUACGAGACUGGGUUGAGGGUGGAUACACCAGCCAGGACCAGCCCCACCCCCGUGGAGAGAUCAUGAUUGGUGGGCCCAACGUUACCAUGGGUUACUAUAAGAGCGAGCACCUGAACAAUGACUUCUGGGUGGAUGAGCAGGGCCAGAGAUGGUUUUGUACCGGGGAUGUGGGGGAGAUCCACCCUGAUGGCUGUCUGCAGAUAGUGGACCGUAAGAAGGACCUAGUCAAACUGCAGGCAGGAGAAUACGUGUCCUUGGGGAAAGUGGAGUCUGCUCUGAAGAACUGCCCCCUUAUUGACAACAUCUGUGCAUAUGCAAACAGUGACCAGAACUAUGUGAUAAGCUUUGUGGUACCGAACCAGAAGCAGCUGACAACUCUGGCCAAUAACAAUGGCAUAAGUGUUGCCUGGGAGGACAUCUGUAACCACCCAGCCAUGGAGAAGGAGGUCCUGAAGGCCAUCAAAGAGGUGGCUGUCUCAAUCAAACUGCAGCGUUUUGAGAUCCCAGUGAAAGUGCGUCUGAGCCCAGAGCCCUGGACCCCUGAGACUGGCCUGGUGACAGAUGCAUUCAAACUGAAGAGGAAGGAGCUGAAGAAUCACUUCCAGACUGAUAUCGAGAGAAUGUACGGAGGGAAGUAGAGCCACCAUCCGAUCUAACCAAAGAACGGUUUCCUUAUAACUAUCACCAGUGAUGCGUGUGUGUGUCUGAAUAAUAAUAAUUCAUUUCAUUUGUAUAGUGCUUUUCAUAAGAGUUAUCUCAAAGUGCUAUUGAAAAAAAAGUGUACAAAACAUUAGGAACACCUUCCUAAUAUUGAGUUGCACCCGCUUUUGCCCUCAGAACUGCCUCAA